AUGAUGAGCCGAGCGCAGAGGCCCGAAGCGAGAGAGUUGGGGCUGGGGGGGAAGGGUCGGAAGGAUACGAGGCGAGUGGAGGAAGAGGUCUUGAAGAAAGUUCAGCCAGCACUGAUAAUGGAAAGCCAAAUGUCUCAAAUGUCCCAAAUGAACGACACGUAUCCCAGUAACAUGCCAAGCAGCCCCUUCGGGCCCCCAUCACAAUCCGGCUAUGGUACGGACGACUAUGAUUCUUGGCAGCCACAGUCACGACCAAGCUUUGUUCAACCCCCACUACCGACCUUUCCGCAAUCCCGGAAACCCUCAGGACCAAGCUUCUCGCAAUUCGGGCAACCCUCAGGACCAAGCUUCUCGCAAUUCGGUGGGCAGCCUCAGUCACGACCAAACGUAUCGCAAUUUUCACGUCCGCCAUUCCGUCAGAGCUUUUCAACCCCUCAGCAGCAGCGCUCCUCCGAUACGUGGGAAGACGACCCACCAGAUACCACAGCCGAAACUGAGGAAGACUAUUACGAUCCGCGCAUGCCUCCACAGCGACAACCUGUCAGGCUUGGUGGAACACCUGCACAAUCAUUUGGCACGCCAACACCAAGAACUGCGUUUGGGCCCCAGUCAUACAACAGAUCAACAGGUCUACGCAGCGACCAAGAGCCGCCGUUCAUGCGUCAGCCACCUCCUCCGGGUACAUCGAUCCCGGGCUACGGUGUAUAUACGGCGGACAAUCGAUUCAUACCUAGUGCCAUGUCUGGGCAAUCGCAACGGCCAAUGCCCUUUGGUGGUGGGUCGAGGGAUUUCAGUAGAUAUUGA
Cryptococcus amylolentus CBS 6039 is the source of this 804-nucleotide messenger RNA. RefSeq lists its product as hypothetical. The coding region runs from base 1 to 804 and encodes 267 amino acids. The transcript is spliced from 3 exons. The record is from RefSeq and is a predicted model, not a curated record. NCBI's taxonomy places the organism in Eukaryota, Fungi, Basidiomycota, Tremellomycetes, Tremellales, Cryptococcaceae.